Lobosporangium transversale is the source of this 722-nucleotide messenger RNA. RefSeq lists its product as hypothetical. Gene Ontology annotation, biological process: deadenylation-dependent decapping of nuclear-transcribed mRNA. The transcript has 4 exons. The record is from RefSeq and is a predicted model, not a curated record. Gene Ontology annotation, molecular function: RNA cap binding. Gene Ontology annotation, cellular component: P-body; Lsm1-7-Pat1 complex. Lineage: Eukaryota; Fungi; Mortierellomycota; Mortierellomycetes; Mortierellales; Mortierellaceae. The coding region runs from base 284 to 694 and encodes 136 amino acids.
AUUCAGUUCAAAUGUUCCAAAAAAUCGGAGAUUUUCAAUUUGUUAAACUCGAGGACGAUCUGAUAGAAUUAAAGCCUGCAAUAAAGCUGUGACAUUUUUUUUUAUAUUUUUUGGAAUUAUGAGAGGCUGACAUUCUCUUUUUUGUUUUUUCUACCUUUUGUUCAUUAGAAAAGAUUCAUUCAAGGCACCGGGGAAGGGCAUCGGACAACAAGAAAGCGAUUCCUUACAUUCAUAAGAAGCAACAAAUUAUUCAUCAGCUUCAAUAGAAAAAUAUACAUCAGUUAUGGACAGCUUUCAGAUCUUCACUACAUCCACCAGCUUGGUAGACAGUGUUGACAAGAAAUUGCUAGUCGUGUUAAGAGAUGGACGAAAGUUGAUAGGCAUCCUGCGUUCCUUUGACCAGUUUGCAAAUCUAGUUCUCCAAGAUACCAUUGAGAGGAUAUAUAUAGGCGAUACAUACGGUGAUAUUCCACGUGGGAUCUUCAUCAUAAGAGGAGAAAAUGUGGUCCUGUUAGGUGAAAUAGACGAAGACAAGGAGGAUGAACUACCAUUGCGCGAAGUACCAGUGGAAGAAGUGCUUCAGGUUCAGCGUGAGGAAAUGGAGGCUAAAGUUAAACGAGAAAAGACAAAGCAUAGAAUGCUUAGCGAGCAAGGAUUUUCGGUGGAUACAGCAGAAUUUGGAGAGCUCUAUUAGAAACCCUAGCAUUUUUUUUUUUUUUUUU